UUCCGACAGCACAUGAAGGCAGCAUAGCCGCGGCUAAUACAGAAACGUUAGGUAGCGAGACCUUCAUCGAGAGGAGAGGGUCGUGUUCUGAAGGGUUAGCCCGUAGUUUCUGUCCGUGUUCUGUGCAAAAUGCUCAACCCGCAGAGGUCUCUGUCCGAGCUGCCCAAGAUGUCAGCUGCCAGUCAAGUGGAAAGAGCCGUGUUGGAGGAGGAAUUCAACUGGCUGCUGAAAGAAGAAGUGCAUUCUGUUUUAAAGCAGCUCCAGGACGUCCUCAAGGAGGCUUCUAGACGUUUCUCCAUGCCAACGCCAGGCCUUGAGAGUCAGCAAAAACAGGAAAACUUUAUCCUCGGCAGCUCAACCAUGGAUCAAGUGAAGGGAGUGCUGACUCUGCAGGGAGAGGCUCUGACUCAGGCCGACAUAAACCUGAAGGUUGCAAAGAGUAGCCAAGUGUUGCAUUUUCAGUUCAGAGACGACAAGCUGUGGAAACUGCAGCAGAUUCAGGAUGCCAGGAACCAUGUGAACCAGGCCCUCCAGCUGCUUGGGAGCCACGAUGAGAGCUACCACUUCAAGACAGGGGCUGAGGUUAAUAAGCUCAUGGACGCAGUGAUGCUCCAGCUGACGAGAGCACGGAACCGCCUCACCACCCCGGCCUCCAUGACGCUGCCUGAGCUGGCCACCAGUGGUCUGAUGAAAAUGUUCACUCCUCCCAUGCCUGGGGAUGUGAUGGUGAACUUCUACAUCAACUUAAGCAAACUGUGCCUGACCGUCUACCAGCUCCAUGUGCUGCCUGCCAACACCAUGAAGAACUUCAAGCCAGCUGGAAGCUCAGUGCUGCACAACCCAGGAGCAAUGUUUGAGCUCAACAACAACCACUUCGAGGUGAGCCACGUUCACAAGGUGGAGUGUGUGGUGCCCUGGCUCAACGACACGCUGGUGUUCUUCACCAUCUCCCUGCAGCUGUGUCAGCAGCUCAAGGACAAGAUAUCAGUGUUCUCCAGUUUCUGGAACUACAGACCUUUCUGAUCCACUUCCUGUCCUCCUCCAGAGUGCAAAGGACGUCCUGGGAAGAUCCUCAUUACUUUUACACAUGUAUUUCUCCCGCUGUUACUCAGUCUCAAGUGUUGCAUGGUUAGCUGAAGGAGCCAAUCAAACCCCCAUUGUGUGUGUGUGUGUGUGUGCGCGAGCGUGUGUGUGCCGACUUGAACUCCUCCAUGAAUAAUUUUGUUCUAAGAAUGCAUUGUGUGAUUAUUUGUUGCAUUGCUGACUGAGAUUUGUUCUGUGUUACUGUGUGGAGCACAGUAACACAGCUCGUAGGAUACAUACAAGUAAACACCGGAGGAGGGUUCAAGGCUCCACUACGGAGGCUCAAGUACUGACUCUUUAGAAAAUGCACACACACCUUUUAGGAGCCAUCAUUUAUUAUGUGCAUGUACUACAUCCAGCAGUACUAGAGAAGCAGGCCCACCCCCCUCUCAUCUCAGGUAGGUGAGGGAAGAGAAGAUGAACCUUUUGUGAAUUCACUGUGAAACCUCAAAUCCAUCCUGAUUGGUUUAGAGAUGCUUCUCAAAGGGCCGGUGUAGAGGGGAGGGAGGCCGGCCCCUCGGCUCUCUCCUCCCUUCCCUCAUGUGUAGGACAGCCCUGUCUAGUUGGGAAGAGCAGCAGCUGGAUGUGUAGAUUUGAAGGACUCCUUGUAAGCGUUUAGAAACAGGACUGUGGGUUUCAGGUGGUCUUACACUGCUGAACUCCUAGUCUGCAUAUCGUAUUUUUCCAAUCGACCCUCUGAAGUCCUUGAGGGGGCACUUGGCUGUGUGCUAGCACUCUGAGCGUUGUCUGUCCCACCUGUAAUCCAUCAUCUAGGUUAAAUCAAGACGAUGGAUUACAGGUGGGACACUAGUACCUCUGAGAUGAGCUGAAGGGGCAUUAGUGUGCGCGUUGGAGCUGUGGUUUUUAUUCAUAUAUUACAGUAAACAUUCCCUGUUUGUUACGGCUUGGUUCUGACCAAAUGAUAAGAUAGUUACCACGUCGACUUAUGUUUGUCUGCUCAAUCUUUCUAUUUAUUUGACACGUUUUGCACAUGUUGUUAAAACACUAAUCCAAUCCUGAACAAAUUACUUCAUUCCACUAAGUGUUAAUCUAUUGUGAAGAGCUGCCUCUUAUAUU
This is a messenger RNA of Pungitius pungitius (ninespine stickleback), 2160 nucleotides long. It is a transcript of the gene rogdi, whose product is annotated as rogdi atypical leucine zipper. Lineage: Eukaryota; Metazoa; Chordata; Actinopteri; Perciformes; Gasterosteidae. The transcript has 11 exons. The record is from RefSeq and is a predicted model, not a curated record. Bases 130 to 1023 code for a protein of 297 amino acids. Gene Ontology annotation, cellular component: RAVE complex.